AUGUAUAUCGAGGAACUGAAAGAGGGAGAUUCUGAGAGUGGUGACCACCAAAUCCGUGGAGAUCUUUAUGAUAGUGGUGCUCUCGUUGUUUGGGACCCGAAAAGGGUUUUAGUUGGAGCCGGGGCUCGUGCCCUUUUCUACCCGACAUUGCUGUAUAAUGUCGUCAGGAAUAAGAUCCAGUCCGAGUUCCGAUGGUGGGAUAGGGUUGAUGAGUAUGUUUUGCUAGGAGCCGUUCCAUUUCCCACUGACGUGCCUCGCUUGAAGGUUCUUGGUGUAGGUGGGGUUGUUACCUUGAAUGAACCGUACGAGACUUUAGUCCCAACGUCAUUAUAUCAAGACCAUGGCAUUGAGCACUUGGUGAUUGCAACCCGUGACUAUCUUUUUGCUCCAUCACAUGAGGAUAUAUGCAAAGCUGUAAAGUUUAUCCAUGACAAUGCACUCUGCGGCGAAACUACAUACGUUCACUGUAAGGCUGGUCGAGGACGUAGCACUACAAUUGUUCUGUGUUACCUGGUUAAACACAAGCAAAUGACUCCUGAAGCUGCAUACGAGCAUGUGAGGUCCAUUAGGCCAAGGGUUUUAUUGGCCUCUUCCCAGUGGCAGGCUGUUCAAGAUUAUUUCAAUGGGCUCAACAAACCUUAUAACGCAGACAAUUUGCUCAUAAAAACUCUCGACUUCCCCACUGAAGUAGUUGAACAAGAUGAUUUUGAUGAUAAUUCAUUGGUGGUAAUAACCGAAUCAGACCUAGAUGGGUAUGAGGAAAACAGCCAUGGCUCUAACAUAUCUGGUAAAAACAUGCUGUCUGAAGGAAACCUUGCUUGCAAAGCUCACUUUGCUAGUCAAGCCGCCAUUUCCAGGCUCUCGUGCCUGUGGGUAAAGAAGCUCUCAGGCUCUGUCGGAAAUAGUCGGAUUGGGACAAUGGGAGUUGACAUUCAUGUUUAUUGA
Messenger RNA from Striga hermonthica, 945 nucleotides. NCBI's taxonomy places the organism in Eukaryota, Viridiplantae, Streptophyta, Magnoliopsida, Lamiales, Orobanchaceae. The record is from the annotation of a GenBank genome assembly.